AUGGCCGUCUCGCUCCAGUUCUCCCGGCUCUCACUCCGCGCCGACGGAUUCAUCACCACCUCCGAGAGCCGUCCCGGCGCUUUCAGCAGCCGGCGGGGGAGGAGAAGUCCUGCUGCCGUCCGAUGCUCCGGCGGUGCCGGAGACGAAUCCGGAUCCUUGGCUGUGGAUUCCGAUUUCGACUCCAAGGCGUUCAGGCACAACUUGACCAGGAGCAAGAACUACAAUCGGAGAGGGUUCGGGCACAAGGAGGAGACUCUCGAGCUCAUGAGCCAAGAGUAUACCAGCGACAUCAUCAAGACUCUGAAGGAGAACGGGAACGAGUAUACUUGGGGAAAUGUUAAUGUGAAGCUGGCUGAAGCGUAUGGGUUUUGCUGGGGGGUUGAGCGAGCUGUCCAGAUUGCGUAUGAAGCUAGGAAGCAAUUCCCGGAGGAGAAGAUCUGGCUCACCAAUGAGAUCAUUCACAAUCCGACUGUUAAUAAGCGGUUGGAGGAUAUGCAAGUCGAAAACAUUCCGAUCGAGGAAGGGGAGAAACAGUUUGAGGUUGUGAACAAGGGGGAUGUGGUGAUUUUGCCUGCUUUUGGGGCUUCAGUUGAUGAGAUGUUGACCCUCAGUGACAAAAACGUGCAGAUCGUCGAUACAACUUGCCCUUGGGUAUCUAAGGUGUGGACUACUGUUGAGAAACAUAAGAAGGGAGAAUAUACUUCUAUCAUUCAUGGUAAAUAUUCUCAUGAGGAGACUGUAGCAACUGCCUCUUUUGCUGGAAAGUAUAUCAUUGUGAAGAAUAUGAGCGAGGCAAUGUACGUAUGUGAUUAUAUCCUUGGAGGGAAACUCGAUGGAUCUAGUUCAACCAAACAGGAGUUUCUAGAGAAAUUUAAGUAUGCGGUGUCUGAGGGAUUUGAUCCGGAUAGAGAUCUUGUCAAAGUUGGGAUUGCAAAUCAAACUACAAUGCUUAAGGGAGAAACCGAAGAAAUUGGAAAAUUGGCUGAGAGGACCAUGAUGCAGAAGUAUGGAGUUGAAAAAGUCAACGAUCACUUCAUAAGCUUCAACACUAUUUGUGAUGCUACUCAGGAGAGACAAGACGCCAUGUUCAAAUUGGUGGAGGAAAAAGUGGACCUUAUUCUAGUUGUCGGUGGGUGGAACUCAAGCAACACUUCGCAUCUUCAAGAAAUCGCUGAGCUCCGCGGUAUCCCUUCGUACUGGAUUGACACUGAAAAGAGAAUUGGCCCAGGCAACAAGAUAGCCUUCAAGUUAAACCAUGGGGAAUUGGUUGAGAAAGACAACUUUCUGCCAGAAGGACCAAUUACCAUUGGCAUAACCUCAGGUGCUUCCACCCCAGAUAAGGUGGUAGAGGAUGUUCUUAAGAAAGUUUUCGAGAUCAAGCGCGAAGAAGCCCUGCUGGUGGCAUAG
Linum trigynum is the source of this 1407-nucleotide messenger RNA. Lineage: Eukaryota; Viridiplantae; Streptophyta; Magnoliopsida; Malpighiales; Linaceae. The record is from the annotation of a GenBank genome assembly.